Molecule: messenger RNA, 6036 nt
Organism: Lates calcarifer (barramundi perch)
Lineage: Eukaryota; Metazoa; Chordata; Actinopteri; Centropomidae
Gene: dlgap3
Product: discs, large (Drosophila) homolog-associated protein 3
Exons: 13
Coding region: 400-3735 (1111 amino acids)
Biological process (GO): signaling
Cellular component (GO): glutamatergic synapse; postsynaptic specialization
Molecular function (GO): molecular adaptor activity
Source: RefSeq, a predicted model, not a curated record
ACAGACUGGAACCGCGGUGCAUGCUCACCAAAUGCGAGGCAGACUCUGGUUUCAUCACGCUCCUGUUCUUUGAGAGAGUUGCUCUGAAAUUUUCCAUGAACCCACCUCAUCAGGAGCAACCUUGUCUCAGCUUGAAACCUGUGUGGGUGAAAUAAAGGAAAUCGCUGAUGCUAGGCUAGACGAAGAAAAAAAAAAGAAGAUAAAAAAAAAAGUCAGCCGGCUAGAGCAGAGGAAGGAGGGUCACAAUCUGAGUGACUGAGAGCGAGUUAUUUAGUUGACCGUUUCCACCUGAAGACAUGGAGCACCAUUUCCUGAUGAGACUGUGGUGAGACCGGUGCAGCCCUGUCACGCCCACAGCGCCCCCUUUCGGCCCGGACGGCCCACCACGCCCCGGCGCCUAUGAAAGGGUACCAUGUCAGCCGUAGCAUGUCCCAGCAUUCCUCCAGUGGUGGCGGAGGAGGAGGCCCCUGCCACUGCACGCCUGAAGACUGCGAUGGCCCGGGCCGAGACUACUACCAGGGUCACAGCGAUGGCCACUACUAUCCUCCGGGAGGUCCAGCUGAGGCUCUGGCGCUGGAGAGGCACCAUUCCCACUCCCACUCCCACUCCCACAGCCAUUCCGGAGGGGGCACGUUCCCUCGUUCCCACCCCAGCCAGCACCCAGCCCUCCAGUCGUUUGACUCUUGCGAGGAGUGCCUGUCCUCGGGCCACGGAGGGAAGAUGCAUCGCAUCCCCCCAAACCUGAUGGACCAGUUUGAGAAGCAGGUGCCCUUUCAUCCUGACGGCUUCCACACGCUGCAGUACCAACGCACUGCUAGUGGGGGUGCCGAGCAACGCAGCGAAAGCCCAUCCCGCAUCCGUCACCUAGUCAACUCUGUGCAGCGCCUCUUUGCCAAGUCCCAUUCCCUGGAAGCACCAUCCAAACGGGAAUACAACGGCACAAGGGGAGGCGGAGACUACCGUGAGAGAGGAGGAGGCCACAGGAGCGGAGGAGAGGAUGGUGGAGGCCACUACUCAGGUCACCAGUCUCGCUCUACCAGGAGGAGCAAGUCUCGAGAACGUAGCAAGAGCGGAGACUCGCGGCACGAGUCGGGUAGACGUCACCGCAGCAGGACAGCGGGCUGGUGGAGCUCUGACGACAACCUGGACAGCGAUAGCAGCUUCCUGGUGAGUGGGGGCAGGCGGGGGUAUCCCACCGGACACGAGAGCCUGGAUGCUGCCAUCCAAGAGCUCACCAUGAAGAAGCCCAAGGAGCGUGGGGGUGGGCCAGGGCCUGGGCCUGGGCCUGGGGAGUGCAUCGCCUGUACCACAAUGGCUUUGGCGGGAAGUGAAGGAGGGGGACACCACGGGCAUCAUGGCCACUCCCUGAAGAGGAGCACCUGGUCAGCCAUGACAGUGAGUCAGGCUAGGGAGGUGUACCCUUCCGCCAGGGGAGGAGGCUACAACAAGGCCCUUGUGCCCAUGGAGAGCAAGCUGAAGGAGAGGACCUUCCACUACCUGCAGGUCCCUUCAGAGGACUGGGGAGGUGGAUACGCCGGCGGCGGUGGCGGCCCAGCCGACAGUGGAGGGGAGAUUCCUUGCCGUCGCAUGCGAAGCGGGAGCUACAUCAAGGCAAUGGGCGAUGAUGACAGUGCCGAUUCAGACACCAGCCCCAAAGCCUCGCCCAAGUCCACCCUGAUUGCACAGAGGGACGCCUUUAGACGAUCCAUCAGCAUGGAUCAAAGGUACUCAUGUAAGCAGUGUACAGAUUCCUACCCUAACAGCCGAACCACACCCAAAACCCACACCCGCUCUCGUAGUUACACCCGCUCUCUGACCAGCUCACAGCUGGGGGACACAUUGAACCGUCAGUUCGAGGCGGUGUGUGAGACCAUGUUCGGGGAGGUGGAGUCUCAAGCCGUAGAGGCCCUGGAUCUUCCAGGCGUGUUCCGCACUCGCAGCCACAGCUACGUCCGCGCCAUCCAGGCCGGCUGUUCCCAGGACGACGACUGCCUCUCCGUCUUCUCCAUGUCAGGCCCCCAGGGAAGCAUCAAGGGUGGGGCCGUCUUUCCUUAUCGUAAAGGUGCUCCUCCCCCACUCCCACCUCGCAUGUCCAAGUCUUCACUCUCGGUGCGGGCCCAGAGCAGCACCGAGUCCACCCAGGAUGCCUACUUUCAGAGCAGUGGACAGCCGGCCUCAGUCUCGGGCCCCGGGCGCGUCAAGCAGCACAGCAACUCCGUGGACCUGGGCAGCUCUGACGGGCCCUCGGGUCGCACCUCCAGAGGAGGGGGCUACUACAUCGCUGCUGGCCCCGGACGCUCCAGGCAGCACAGUAACUCGGCAGAGAGCCUAGAUGGGGUCAGGGGUUCGCGGGAGCUGGUGCCCUACGGAGGGGGUCCAGGAGUGGGGGUGAGGGCCAAGCACAGUAGCUCAGCUGACAGUCUGCUGGAGGGGCCUCCGAGGCCGGCCCGGGAGAGGGACGGUAGGGUCGGGGGCAGCCUAGGGAAAUCAGCAUCUCUGCCGCAGAACAGCAUAGUGCUGAGUAAAGCUGGAGGGCAGGAUGAAGGACGUGGUGGGAGAAAGUGGAGUCCAUCCAUAGCUGUGCAGGUGGACAGCUCAGAGACCCUGUCAGAUUCAGAGGGAGAGGGCAAAGCUCUUACAGAGGUCCACUCUAUAGGAGUCCAAGUGGAAGAUGACAAAAGGCGGGCCAGGUUCAAGCGCUCCAACAGCGUGACGGCAAGCGUGCAGGCCGACCUGGACCCGGAGGGCUUCCCAGGGCUCAGCAUCGCCGUGCCAACACAGGACAAGAGUCUUCAGUUCGGCUGUUCCUUCCAAAGGCACUCGUCAGAGCCCGAGUCUGCUAGCCAGUACACAGAGUGUCACCGCACUGUCCACACGCAGGGACAAUGGGCCUACAGAGAGGACUUUAUCCAGAGUGGCUACACCACUGAGGCGGACCCGCGGCCUCACCAGCACCCGCACUUGCCUCCACGCUCCCACUCCCCUCUGCCCAUCACCGCUGAGCGAGCCUGGGCGGGGACGCCGUCCCUCGAGGGGCCCCGGAGCCUGCCCGACUCGGGCCGAGCCUCGCCCUGCAUGAGAGACGGAGAGUUCUUCUUACGUCUCCUGCAGACAGAGGUGGAGAGGAUGGAGGGCUGGUGCCAGAACAUGGAGAGAGAGGCUGAAGAGAACGAACUGCCAGAGGAGAUUCUUGAGCUGAUCCGUAAUGCAGUUGGCAGCGCCCAGAUGCUCAUGUCUCAGAAAGUCCAGCAGUUCUUCCGCCUCUGCCAACAAAGUGUGGACCCAUCGGCCUACCCCCAGCCCACCUCUCAGGACCUGGCAGGCUUCUGGGACCUGCUCCAGCUCAACAUAGAGGACGUCAGGGUCAAGUUUCAGGACCUCCAGAGGCUCAAGGACUCUGGUUGGAGGCUCCCACCUGAAAAGAAGGAGGACAAGAAGCUUCCUCCUCCCUUACCAAAGAAGCCAGUGGGUGGGGUGAGUGGCAGCCUCCGGGCCGAUAGCGUUGGGGACGCGGCCGCCGGAGGAGGUGGGUCGGGAGGACUGGUGGUGCCCCGUGUGGGCGGACACACCCUGCCCAUCAGGGAGAAGUCCCUGGACCUCGGGGACCGUCAGAGGACAGAAGCGAGGAGGAGGCUGCUGCAGACCAAGAGAACCGCCUCCUUCAGGCAGAACUCGGCCACGGAGAGCGCCGACAGCAUCGAGAUCUACAUCCCCGAAGCCCAGACUCGGCUCUAAACGCAAGGCUGCGGCAUCUCCCCACUCCACCUCCUCACUCAUCCCUCACCCCUGCGAAGCAGACCUGCGCCUAGUUUUGGAUCCUCUGUGGGUCGUUGCUGUUUAUCUGCUACCUUCCCUCUGCAUUCCCAUUAGUUCACUUACCACAACUGCGAAUUCAGAUAUCUUGCUCAUUAAACAAGCAAUGACAGCCAUUUUAGUGUCUUGAAAUUUGGACAUUUUACUGCACAGAGGCCUAGACCUGAAAUGGUAGCUAGCAGAUAUUAGUUACAGACCUUUUUAACUCUGAAUUUCUUUUUUUUUCCCAUGUUGGCUGAGAAGAAACAGUCCAUUUUUAUAACACUAGGCAGCAGAGGUUCACGCAGUAGUAGCAUGCCUGUGCGUGUUCACCUAGCACUUCUCCAUCACUGAAAAUAAAGGGCUUAACAGGCACAAAACCUCUGACAGAAUCUCCCCGAAUGGAUCCCUGACGCCAUUUGCAGCAGAUUCACAACAAGACGUAUCCAUACUCUUCACCGAUGCUACCAGUAUGGAUGAAUAAACAUGGAUGAAUUUCUCGCCAUCAGUUUAAAUGCCCUUAAAGUCAGAUGUUGGCAGUCCCCAAAGAACAUCCUCCAAGCGUAGUCGGCCAACUACAGCUGGCACCUUUCACCGAGGUGCCAUCUGUACACCCAGGCACUCAGUCAAAGAAUAUGAAAUAAUUCUCUGUCCCUCUCCUUCACUCCUCACGUCCCGCGUAUCCAUCGACCACCCUCGGCACUCAGUAGUGAGGCUGUUUGAAUGUGCAAGUGCUAUUUGUACAUAGUGUGCACACUCAUGUUUGCCAAAAGGAGCUUCUGCAGUAUAGCAUCACAGCCUUGACAGCUAGAGAGCAUCACAGACAAAAAAAACAGGAAAAGAAAAAAAAGAGCAGUUUGCUUUUUAUGUAGUCUUUCUGAAGUUUCAAGUGUUCAGGGGUGGGGUUGCUGGGAAUUUUUAGGUGAAUAAAUUUUGGUGGCUUUUCAGGACUUUACUGAGAAGGCCUCCAUUUCACUGUGAGACUAUAGCACCACCAAGUGGUCAAAUGUGGACCCAAACCAACAACAGUGGUCUGCAGAGAGAUAUUUCCACCUCAGUCAGAAAUUAACAGACGCCCUGAUGAAACAGCCAUGACAGAAGAUCAGUUUCUUUAUUAUUACCCCCCACCCCCACUUCUUUCCCUUGACACACAGUGUGUUUCCUGUUUUAUUUUAAUGGAUAUUGUUUUAGUGGACUUUCCCAUGGUGUUUUUGCAUAAUUAAGAUGGCAGUGGAUCACAAAGUAAAAAGUUAAGAGAGUCAGUAGAAAGUCAGUAGAAUCCGCUUGCCUAAAUUGAAGUAUAAUCCUCACACAGUUUCACACACACUGCUGAUGAAAGAAGGAACAAGUCCUCUGAUCGAACGAAAACAAGAGGAGUCAUAUUGUAUGUAGCUCCCUUCUAAUGUAUGUUUGUUGCACUAUGUGUUCCUUCCCCUUCCUCUUUUUUUAUCUGGUAUUUCCACUGACUGAAGUGUAGCAUGAUAUGAAAAGCUUUUGAAAGGAUCUCAUUUACAAGUUUAUGUCAGAACACAAAUUUCUUAUUUAAGUAGUUUAUAUACGGACAUUGUGUACAGGCUUGUGCGAGUGUGUGUAGUGUGAACAUGAAGGGCUGUGUGUCGUUAGGAAAGUGUGAUGAAGCCCGCUGAGUGCUAAAAAGUCCAAAUCAGCCAUUUUAAAGACAAAAAAGAGAGAGAGGAAAAAAAACACAAAGUAUAAGAAUCUUUUAGCAUGACCUGUUUAUUUGUUUUCUAAAAUUUGGAUGGAAUGUGUUGGCAAAAUGGGAUAUUUUAAUGGGAGAUGUAUAUUUUAUAAUAUAAUCUACAUUUCUAGAUUAGUAGAGACUAUUGAGUACAGUAAUAUGUACAAAAAAAGCAUAUAUCAAAUGUGAAAUACUAAAGUAUUAUUACAAUAGAUUAUAGCAUUGUGUGAUACUACAGCUGUGUGGCAUAUCCAGACUCAGUACAUGUGAAAAAGAAUUUCAAAUGAUUAUUAUUAUUAUCUUCAGUUUGUCAGUGCUGGGUCAGGUUCACAGGGUAUAACUGGCAAGAGCGUUAAUUGCCAAGUAUGAUCCUCCUUAGGCCUACUGUAUAUCUAUCUGUGGUUCUAACAACAUAUACUGCUGUAUCCCCUCCCUGUACUUCCUCUUUAGAACCAACUACAUGUGCCUAACCAGCUAUGUGUGGAGGUUUCCUUUGAACACAGUUUACAGUAUAUGUGUGUGUGUGUGUGUGUGUGUGUAUAUAU